Messenger RNA from Neocloeon triangulifer, 5305 nucleotides. RefSeq names its product probable cationic amino acid transporter. Gene Ontology annotation, biological process: amino acid transport; transmembrane transport. Gene Ontology annotation, cellular component: plasma membrane. The transcript has 12 exons. Gene Ontology annotation, molecular function: amino acid transmembrane transporter activity. The record is from RefSeq and is a predicted model, not a curated record. Lineage: Eukaryota; Metazoa; Arthropoda; Insecta; Ephemeroptera; Baetidae. The coding region runs from base 402 to 2825 and encodes 807 amino acids.
UCCACUCAUGCCCUGAUGCGAGGCGAGAUGGUCCUGCAGAAACGAGUGGCGCCGGCUGAGCGACGCCUCGCUGCGGCGAUCUUCAUCAACAUCAUCGUCUCCGCCGAGGUCGGCGCCGGCCAGCGGCGCCGGCUUGAGCGGGGACCAGCAGUGGGCCUGCCGACGGGCCCACCGCUUCCCCUUGCGCAGGCACAGAAUUUUCGCGGCCGGACAAAAACGACACCCUCACAACAACUCGCGCGUCGCACCACAACUGGCUGAGCCUCCUCGGAUUCCUCGAGCUGGCCAGCCGCGGAGGGGAAGUAGUGCGGAGACGACCUGCGGCCCCUUCCCCUCCGGCACCUUUCUUCCUCGCCGAGCUUCUUUUCGUCUCCUCUUCUCACACGUGACCGGCAGACAGGAUGAUGAACAUUCAGGAAAAGAUCGCCAACGUGGACAAGGAGGCGCUGCGCAGGGACGGACUGACCCUGUUCUCCAAACUGAUCCGCACGAAAAACGUCGCGUCGCUGCAAGAAACGGCCGAAACUCGACCAACGCCGCAAUCGGCAGGCAAACCCAAAUUACAGAAAUGCCUUGACACAUUAGACCUGACGUCGUUGGGCGUCGGGAGCUGCGUAGGCACAGGAAUGUAUUUAGUCGCUGGAAUGGUAGCUAGGAAUGUAGCGGGGCCUGGUGUCGUCAUUUCCUUCAUCAUCGCCGCCGUAGCUUCAAUAUUUUCAGGUGCUUGUUACGCCGAGUUCGGAGUUCGGGUUCCAAACACGACUGGGUCGGCGUACAUGUACAGCUACGUGACCGUGGGCGAGUUCCUCGCGUUCGUCAUUGGCUGGAACAUGGUCCUCGAGUACUUGAUCGGCACGUCGGCGUGCGCGUGUGCGCUCAGCGCGUGCUUCGACGCGCUCGCCAACGGCGCCAUCAGCUCUGCGAUAGGAAACAGCAUCGGCACCAUAUUCGGUCGACCGCCUGAUUUCCUCGCCUUUAUCAUCACGCUCGUCAUGAUGGUGAUCAUGGCUGCCGGCGUGAAGAAGUCUCUAAUUUUCAAUAACAUCCUGAAUGUUAUCAACCUGGCUGUGUGGGUAUUCAUCAUGACUGCCGGACUGUUUUAUGUUGAUUCCAAGAACUGGACGGAACACAAAGGAUUCCUCCCGUACGGUUGGUCAGGGGUACUGACCGGGGCAGCAACCUGUUUCUACGCCUUCAUCGGCUUCGACAUCAUCGCCACGACCGGCGAGGAGGCCACCAAUCCCAAGAAAUCGAUUCCCUACGCCAUCGUGACUAGCCUAGUCAUUAUCCUCGCGGCUUACGUCACCUCGUCCAUGAUGCUGACACUUAUCGUUCCGUACGAUGAGGUGGAUCAAGAAUCGGCUCUGGUUGAGAUGUUCGGCCAAGUGGGCGCGUACAAGUGCAAAGUGGUGGUGGCGAUAGGUGCCUUGGCAGGGCUGACCGUGUCCAUGUUCGGCUCCAUGUUCCCCAUGCCGAGGAUCGUCUACGCCAUGGCCAAAGACGGGCUCAUUUUCCGCGAUCUGUCGCGAGUGCUUCCUUUCACCGGCACACCAGUGCUGGCCACGUUGUGUUCGGGUCUGGCCGCGUCGGUGGCCGCCCUGGUCAUUCAACUCGAGGUGCUCGUCGAGAUGAUGUCCAUCGGCACCCUGUUGGCGUACACCCUGGUGUCGACGUGCGUGCUCAUCCUGCGGUACCAGCCGCACACGACCAACCUGAUCGACCUGCUGCCCGAGGCCCUGCGCACGCCCAUGCGCCGCUCCCCCUCCAAGGACGUGGCCAACGGCCAGGUCCUCUACGGCGACCAGCUCAGGCCCGACGACCUCAAGAGCGCCCUCGAGGUCGGCCCCGGCAGCCACCAGCCCAUGAUGUCCGGAUUCAUGAUCGGACAUGCGAGCCAGGCGAUGGGCACAAACCAGAAGGUGCUGGUGCGUCGCGUGACGCGCGGUUCUCCGGACAGCGACGACACGUUUCCCGAGAACGACUACGAGGGUGACGAGUACCUGGUGUCGGACCGUUGCGAGAAUAAGUUCUACGGGUCGCUGCCAGGAGGCGGCGUGGGCGGCCAGACGGCGGCCACGGGCAUGGUGGGCGGGCUGGCGGCCAACAUCGGCGACGCGGUGGGGGCGGCGCCCGGCGCGCAGGCCCUCGGCGGCUUCCUGAGCGGCGCCAGGCGGCGCCUCGUGCAGGCCCUGAGCUACGUGUGCCCGGGCAUGUUCCCGUGGGUGGACCAGGGCCCGGCCACCGAGGAGUCGGGCAUGUUCGUCAUGAAGAUGGUCGGACUUUUCUACUUGUUGGUCAUUGUGUUUGACUUGAUUGUGGUGGUCGGCGUGGCCAGUGGCGGCGGCGGAUGGACUGGAUUCUUCCUCUUAGUGUUUUUCUGUGCCAUCCUCGCGGUCCUCCUCCUUAUUUCUCGCAAACCACAAAACAAAAAAGUUCUCAUGUUCACCACACCUGGCUUGCCCUUCGUGCCGGCCAUCGCAGUCACUGUGAAUAUCUACCUCAUUUUCAAGCUCUCCAUUCUGACAUUAGUGCGUUUCACCAUCUGGAUGUCUAUAGGCUUUAUCGUGUACUUCAAGUAUGGAAUCAAGAACAGCACGCUGCAGAAAGAGCAGGACGAGCAAGACGGCGUGUGCGGCGAAGACUCGAUGCACAACAUCGAAUUGUCCGUGACUAAGCCGCAGCCGCCUCGGACGGCGACGGCCAAGCCGACGCGGACGACGGACCCGCCCCCAACGUCGGCGGCGCCCUACUACGCCCCCGAAGGCGGCAUCAACAACAUGGGCAUGGUGCUGGACGAGUCGCAGUUCCCCUCGUGGGACGACUAAAUCGUGGAGAGAAAAAAACAUCAACAAUCAACUGACGAGGAAGUAGAAAGAAAUAAAAAUGUUGUUAAGGAAACUCCCCCUAUACCCCUCAGUAUAGCUGUGUGUAGAUAAUUAGACGAGAAUUAUACUGCGAAUGUAGAGAAUCGAAUUAAGAAGUUGUUAAGGAGAAAAACCUUUGAAACCCCAGAACGACUCAUGUGCGACUCAGAUUUUAGUUAUAUUGAAAUAGGAAACGUUACCAAUUUUUGUCAAGUAUAAUUCAUAAAUCAGCAAAUUAAUUAAAUACUUCAUUAAGGUCAUCCCUUGAAUUAAUGAAAUUGUUCAUAAAUCUAUUUGUUAAUAAUUUAAAGAGCUUAAUUUUAAAUUAUUAGUUCUCUAUGAAUUUCCUGAACAAUUUAAAAAGUUUUUUAUUUGAAACUUGAAACAUGUAAUUUUAAGGUGUGUUUCAAAUGAAGUAAAAAAUUAUUUAAAUUAAUAAGGAAAAUAUUAAAAUAUCGUUCCAUUUUCCUUUUACAAAAAAUAUAUUACUUGGAGUUGUUAAAUAUGUUGAAAAAAGUAUUAUCAUCAACCAUAUUUUCACUAAUUUUCAGAAAGUUUUUUCUUCAUUUAAACUCCCUCAAAAGUAGUUUUGCAGGUUUUAUUUAUUUUAAAAAUUUGGAAAGCUCUAUUAAUUCAAGGGGUGGAAUUUAAGAUGAAAUCAUCACGUUCCCCUGCAAUUUUGUUCACAUUUGAUUGAAGAUUGGUGGCGUUUUCAAUUGUUAGUUAUAUUUAGAGGUUGAUUCGCGAAUAUCUGUGUGAGAAUUUGCAAAUAUUUUAAAAGACUUAAUUGAGUUAGGCGCCAAUGAUCUCUAAAAUACACGUGUAAGGUUUAAGGCUUAAAAAAACUACUGUACUAACCAAUCAUAUCAGAUAUCUCUGCGGGACAGGCGUGAGUUUAGUUAAAAAAAAAUAUCAGAAAUGUAUAACUGAAUUUAUCUCACUUUAGUAUAUAAAAACGAAAUGUGCGAAUCAAAUGAAGAAAUGCCAAAUUUUCAUUAGCACACGUCAACGAACGUUUGUGGAAGCAAAUUUUACUUGAAUUGCAUCAAUUUACAAAUGUCGUUUUUUAUGAAUAGAAAAUUCGUCGUUGUUUCAAAGAAUGAAUGAGAUUAGUAGAAAAAUGCACUCAAUACUUUUGUUAGAAACCGCAGGUCUCGCAGGGAAAUCCAAUCUCCUCCAAAGCACUACUCAAAAUACACACACUCAGUUUGACUUGCAUAAAUAUACUUCUAAAGAGACGAGCAGACAAGAAAAAAUCUAAACAAAAAUUGGAGAUCAUUCGGAGAAGUUUAGUUUCGGGCCGAGCAAAAAAGAGGAAAAAACAAAUUUUUGAAACUCUAUAUUAUAUAUUUUGAUAACAUUUAAUUGUAAAGAUAUAAAACUUUUUAUUACAUUCCCUGGGAAAAACAAAAGAUGAGAGAUCGUUUGCUGGAUAUGUAAAAAAAGUACUAAUUUCUGCGGAAGUAAUAACGGUGAUAUUUACAAAAUAACGUGUUGAAUUUAAUGAUAUAAAAGCAGUGAUUCUCGGUGUUUUGUAAAUACGUGUGAAAGACAUAAUUAGCGCAAAAAUAGUGGUCGUUGGGAUGAAUGCUGUUGAUCUGCCCCUUGUUGCAAACAUCCACAAAUAUAUAAAAAUACGUGUUUGUGAUCGUUACAAGUUUACAUUAAAUAAUAAUAAUGAAUGUUCACGUAUCAACAAAAAGUUUUGCCACUCCAGCCCACGAUGAAAUGCGGACCGGAGUGGCAAAAAUCGGAAACAACACAUUCCACACGGAACUUCCUUGCAUUCAUCAAUGUCGGUUUCAUCGUCUCAUCGUAGGAAAAACACUUAAAUUAAAAUCCUCAGGCGGCUAUAAAUGUUCUCCCCACUGUUGUGCAUGUUUUUGUCUGUUGUACGAACUGCAAAUCCGUUCCAUUUCGAAAAGAAAUUCUCAAGGUUUUUUCCAAAAUGAGACUGGUCCUUACAGACUCGAUAUUGUUCCAUUAUUUCUUCAAAAUCUAUACCUAAAAUACCAAUCAAAGAUUUGACUUCUUUCGAUAAUAAUAAUAAUUCUCAUGUGUCUGCUGUUUUUCGAUCAGGGUAUUUUCGACUUUCUCUCUUCUGAAUGUGCCUAUACAUGUGAUUUCCUUGUUAAAUGUUGCAGAAAUUUACAAAGUCCGAGGUUUGAAUAACUUUUCGGACUUUGCAAAGAUUUCCCCCCGAAAAUAUGAACUUGAUUAUAAAUACACACGAAAUUAAUCGCGUAAAAUAAUAUCGAACUCUUUAAUUCUCUCUCUUUACUCGAAUUGAAUCAUCAGAGUACUCGUCGGUGUUGUCGUUCAAGUCCAAUUACAUGUGCGUGUGUGAGGAUUAAAAAAAAAAACUAUAUCAACAACUGCAUUAUUUGCAAAGUUCAUGAAUAAAAAAUAUAUAAAAUAUAUACCACUAUCAAUGUUGUUUA